AUUAAUAUGUUUGCUGCUGCUACCAAGAGCUUUGUCAAGCAAGUUGGAGAUGGAGGGAGAUUAGUUCCUGUUCCAAGCCUCAGUGAGGCUGACAAAUACCAACCUCUAAGUCUGGUGGUAAAAAAGAAGCGAUGCUUUUUCUUUCCCAGAUAUAAAUUUACUUCAACACCUUUUACACUGAAAGAUAUUCUUCUAGGAGACAGAGAAAUUUCAGCUGGUAUUUCAUCUUAUCAGUUACUGAAUUAUGAAGAUGAAUCAGAUGUUUCACUCUAUGGAAGGCGAGGCAACCAUAUUGUGAAUGAUGUUGGGAUUAAUGUCACUGGAUCAGAUUCUGUUGCAGUGAAAGCUUCAUUUGGUGUGGUGACCAAACAUGAAGUGGAAGUAUCGACAUUACUCAAGGAAAUUACUACACGAAAAAUUAAUUUUGACCACAGCUUGAUACGUCAGACAAAAAGCAGCAGAAAGGCAGUAUUGUGUGUGGUCAUGGAAAGCAUUCGAACCACACGACAGUGCUCGCUGUCUGUGCAUGCUGGAAUUCGUGGGGAAGCCAUGCGGUUUCAUUUUAUGGAUGAACAGAAUCCCAAGGGAAGGGACAAAGCUAUUGUUUUUCCAGCACACACAACCAUAGCUUUCAGUGUUUUUGAACUCUUCGUUUACUUGGAUGGUGCCUUUGACCUUUGUGUCACUUCAGUGUCAAAAGGAGGUUUUGAAAGGGAAGAAACUGCAACGUUUGCGCUGCUCUACAGAUUGAGGAAUAUACUAUUUGAGAGAAAUAGAAGAGUGAUGGAUGCCAUUUCUCGUUCACAGCUUUACUUAGAUGAUCUUUUUUCUGACUACUAUGACAAACCUCUCGGCAUGACUGAUAUUUCUCUCAAAGAAGGGACUCAUAUCCGAGUUAACUUACUUAAUCACAAUAUUCCAAAAGGACCUUGCAUACUCUGUGGAAUGGGGAACUUCAAAAGGGAGACGGUUUAUGGGUGCUUUCAGUGCUCCGUUGAUGGGCAGAAGUAUGUGAGACUUCAUGCAGUUCCUUGUUUUGAUGUUUGGCACAAGAGGAUGAAGUAAAACAAAAAUAAUGAACGUACCUUGCUAGUGUUUUAGGUGCACCUGUGCCACACACCUUUCCAAAAUUUUCUAGGUUUGCUUUGAUGAAUUGUGGCAAAGUAAAGAGGGAGAGGAAAGAGAAAUUAACCUGUUUGGGCAUCAUUUUCUUCAUCGAUAAAAGGGAAGAUAAUAGUUUCUAUCCUAUAAAUUGCCAUAAAGGUUAAUAUUGUUUAUGUGAAAAAGGUUUAAAUAUUCAAAACAUAGCAAUUCCUUCAUAAAAUCUGCCAGUUACUUUAGAAGUAUACUUGGGAAUUCAGUCUAUCAUCUUAACUUUACACAGCAAUUUUUCUCAAUAUCAAUUUUAGUUUUAAUUGGCUUUUAAGUCAACAUUUAAGAAUGACAAGAGGUUAAAUGUGGUGACUUUAUGGUGCCUUACCCACUGCCUUAGGUCUGGUAAAAUGAGAAAAAUGUGUUAAUAAUUUAAUGUAAUCCUAAAUAUUUAAUUGCGGUAUCAAAUUAAAAGCACACUGAGCUCAGUGUGGGGUUUUGUGUACACAGUUAACAGGGAGACUGUUAGUGGUAAUGGGCUGCUGUCCUGUAUCAUACACAUGCUCCCUAGUUUUGUCUUUAGAAAAACUCACUGCUGUCAAGGUAAGGCAGCUAGAAAAAAAAAAUAGUUAAGGCAACUAGGACACCUUUAUCUUUCGCCUUUGAAAAUGUUUAAAAUAUUUAACAUAUUUAGUUCUGAGAGCUCAUUUUCAUCUACUCUGUAAGACAUCUGAAAUUUUUCAUACACAGACAACCUAAAUUAUUAAUUUACUCGACACCCUUAUUAAAAUAAUUGCAAAAGUGAUGUUAAGAUUCUAGAACUCAAAAUGUAGUGACACUAGGUAUCUACUCGUAUAUGCCUGUGAAAGCAUAAAACAAUCAUGGAAAUAUAAAACAUCUGAUGCCUGUCUGCACAUAGAAUGAUUAAAAUGUUACUGUUUACUUAAAUGUGACUAGGGUUUUUGAAUCAAUCUUCAUUUAAUAUCAUCUAUAAAUUUUAAAAACAUAAGUUUAAAAGCACUUUGAAAACAAUGGGACAGGAUAGAAUUGUGAAUAGUUUGUAUAAAGGGAUGACUUCCUUGUAUAUCUUCCUUCCACAGUAUUUUUGUUUUGAGCAGAAUAUGUGAGUCAAGUGCAAAUACGAGUAUACUGAUGGCAAAAUAUUCUAGUGACUUUUUUUGUAUGGAUAUAGAUAAUGGGAGUCGUUUCCAAUGGAGGUUUUCCUGAGGGAAGUCAAAGAACAAGAAUUCGCGAUUAGCAAGUAAAGAGUUUACAAAACUGGGUACAGGCAUGAAGAACUGGGAGGAAAAGAAGAUAAUGAAGGUUUUGGUUUUAUGAAGUGUCAAACUCUGUGCUAUGUAUCUGUGAUAUCCAUUGAUCUGGUGGUUUUUGUGUUACCCCUACACUUUUAGGUAAUAGAAUUUCUGGCAGUGUAUCGAUGGUUUGUAAAGGGCAAGUUUCAGAAAAUGGAAAAAGCUUCGUUUUGAACUCACAUGUCUUGAGCAGAGCUAUUUAUUUCCUGACCAUACCUUCCUACAUAUGCAGUAGGCAAAACCUUACAUGUUCCGAUAAAUAAUGUGCCCUUUCUUUGGCACCAGUGUGAUCUUCUACAGCAUCUCUUACCUCCUGUUCUCAGAAAAUUGGAUGUCAUGAUUUGACUGUGACAUGGAAUUGCCAUGGCAGUGUAUGUUCCCAUUUGUAUCCUCAUUUGAUA
Molecule: messenger RNA, 2806 nt
Organism: Prionailurus viverrinus (fishing cat)
Lineage: Eukaryota; Metazoa; Chordata; Mammalia; Carnivora; Felidae
Gene: PJVK
Product: pejvakin
Exons: 6
Coding region: 7-1065 (352 amino acids)
Biological process (GO): programmed cell death
Cellular component (GO): cytoplasm
Source: RefSeq, a predicted model, not a curated record